AUGACUUGGCAGCAAAAGGUAUUCCUCCCCCUACGCGGGCGCGUCGCCCGAUCCUUCUCAACUUCCCGUCCUCAAUGGGAAGCUGCUCCAUUGCCUGCUCGAAAGCCUGUUGGAGCUUUCCGUGGUGGAGUCUUUGGCUUCUUGACUGGCGCUGUUGUUGCCGGCGCGUCCGUCUACUUCUAUGCGCUAGGAGACUACCGUAUCUCUAAUGAGAUGCUGUCAGCUGAUAUCUCGGCUCUGCAGAACGCUACUUUGAAGCUUCAGUCGUACAUCACAGAGCUGGAGUCGAAGGUGGACAAGCUCCAGAAGAAAUAG
Penicillium taxi is the source of this 315-nucleotide messenger RNA. RefSeq lists its product as uncharacterized. The transcript has 3 exons. Bases 1 to 315 code for a protein of 104 amino acids. The record is from RefSeq and is a predicted model, not a curated record. Lineage: Eukaryota; Fungi; Ascomycota; Eurotiomycetes; Eurotiales; Aspergillaceae.